Molecule: messenger RNA, 2056 nt
Organism: Geodia barretti
Lineage: Eukaryota; Metazoa; Porifera; Demospongiae; Tetractinellida; Geodiidae
Source: the annotation of a GenBank genome assembly
GGUAACUAUCAGGAAGAAAUGAAAUGUUUCUGGGCCUAAAAAUCCUACUGGAACUCGGCAUAUUAACUGGUUUCAUUGCAGUCAGUGUCGGCACAAGUCAAAAUGAAAGCUCAGGAGGUUCUUGUCCGCAGUUUGAGUAACUGAGGGGAAGGGAUGGGAGAGAUGGGUGAGAGGGAGGAAAGGGAGAAAAGGGAGAUCCAGGAAUACUGCCAGUUGGAGGAGCUGUCUACACUCGCUGGGGAAACAUAACCAGGGAGUAGAAAUGAAGAUGGGCAAAAUUUUCCACGGCUUUGCCUACUUCGUGUGCAUUGGAGGGGGAGUUUAACAAAACUCUUUGUUUGCAAUGUUUGGCUUGUAUUACUUUGAAAAAUCACCCUCUGUGCAUAUUACAGCUUACACCACAGAGCGACUCGUGUGUGAUUUCUGGAUGAAGGUAAACUAAGCAAACGUAUUCACAAACUGAGUAUAAAGAGAAGUUUGCUGGCUGUAUAACUAGCUAUGGUGGAGCUAGAAAACGAUCUCGAUGCGAAUAAGUAAAGUACUAUCAUCUUCCAUUAUCUUCAUAGUCUGUUGUGCAGUUACUGAAGAAAGUGCUUAGGAAUAAAUGUCCUACUGUUGUAUAUUGCUAUGUUUAUCCUCAAAGUUAUUGGUAGAAAGUAUUGCGGCAUUGCAGUGUGGCAGUAAACAGAGCCACGCCGGCAAGAUAGGGUGACUAUGACUACAUUGCAUGAGGGUGAGACAACAAGCAUUGCGUGAGAUUAACCAAACUCUCGGCUUCCGCUCUGAAGUCACAAACUGUAAACACAGUACUAGAGAUACAAGAUCUUAUGGCACACUCCUAACUAAGCAUCUUGGGGGAGAAGUCGAGGGUAUAAAAACCUGUCGUAGAGCUCUCUUCUGCAAGAACUAUAGCCAAAGAGUAUCACCGAAGUAUCACUGGGAGAAGAAAAUGUUUGUGGCACUGAAAAACCUUCUGCCACUUGGCAUACUGGCAGCAAUCAUAUGUGUCAAUGACUGUACAGGCCAUGAUGAAGGCUCAGGUUCUUGUCCGCAGUUUGAGCUACUGAGGGGAAGGGACGGGAGAGAUGGGAGAGAUGGAGCAAAGGGAGAAAAGGGAGAGGUCGGGGGUAUUGGUCUCCUUGGACCCCAGGGAGAGAUGGGGGCUCCUGGUAUUCAGGGGCCAAUUGGAAUAUCUGGUCCCCGGGGGGCAGUGGGGGAGAGAGGUGAGAGGGGAGAGAUGGGGGAGAAGGGAAUGAGGGGAGACCCUGGGCUAAGAGGUCGUCAGGGAGAACAGGGAGCCCAAGGUCUGCCAGUUGGAGGAGCUGUCUACACUCGCUGGGGAAACACCACCUGUCCGACCGGCCAGGGAACACAGCUGGUUUACUCUGGAAGAGCUGGGGGGACAAGAUAUGACCACAAUGGAGGGGCAGCCAACCAUCUCUGCAUGCCAGAUGAUCCUGACUAUCUCCAGUACAUCAGUGGAGUGACUAACAAGAAUUUCGUGGCUCCGGUCGAGUAUUAUUUCGCUACAAUGCCAUCUCUGUCUCAGUCCAACCACCACAAUGUCCCCUGUGCAGUGUGCUACGUAGCCACCAGAGGCAGUGUACUGAUGGUUCCUGCCAAGACCCAGUGUCAUGCAGGCUGGACCAGAGAGUACUAUGGUUACCUCAUGUCCAACCAUUAUAACAAUGGUGGUCGUACAAUGUAUGAGUGUGUUGACAAAGACCCUGAGUCAGUUCCUGGACUGAAUGCUGAGAGUAACCCAAGGUCCUUCUUUGACGUGAAUGAGAUAUACUGCAAUGGAUUCUCCUGCCCUCCUUAUGAUGCAGAGAAAGAACUGACGUGUGCUGUUUGCACUCGUUGAAACAAACACUAUACUUCAACAAAGGCAAUGUAGUUUAACAAACGUUGUAUGUAGAAUGUAUUAUAUUUAUGUAUGUAUGCCUUAUACUUUGAUCGAUAUGUGUAGAAAAUAAACUCAUUGCAUAAAGUUGGUGGUGGUGUUUGAUAAAGCAAUACUGGCAUGGAACUCACAAAAUUUAGAUGUAUAGUGUGA